CGCCCCGCAGUCGGCCCGGCGCCCUCUCCCGGAGACGCGAUGGCGGCCGUCAGGGUCAAGGCCUACCUGCUGGGCCGCGAGGAGGCGGCGCGCGAGAUCCGCCGCUUCAGGUUCUCCUUCGGCGGCGAGCCCGAGGCCCCGGCGGGAGCCGAGCCCGAGCCCGAGCCCGAGGCCGGCCCGGGGCCCUGCGAGCGGCUGCUGCGCCGGGUGGCCGCCGUGUUUCCCGGGCUGCGGCCCGGAGGCUUCGUGGCGCACUACCGCGAUGAAGAAGGGGACCUGGUCGCCUUUUCCAGCGAUGAGGAGCUGACGAUGGCAAUGUCCUACAUGCGGGAUGACACCCUCCGCGUUUACAUUAAAGAGAAGAGGGAGUGCCGGCGGGACCACCGGCCCCCAGCUGCUCAGGAGGCGCCCUGCAGCCUGGUGCACCCCAACGUGAUCUGCGACGGCUGCGACGGGCCCGUGGUGGGGACCCGCUACAAGUGCAGCGUCUGCCCCGACUACGACUUGUGCUCAGCCUGCGAGGAGAAGGGCCUGCACCCGGAGCACGGCAAGCUGGCCUUCCCCAGCCCCCUGGGGCAGCUCUCCGAGGGCUUCUUGCAUGGCCGCUGGCUCCGGAAGCUGAAGCACGGGCACCACGGGUGGCCGGGCUGGGAGAUGGGCCCGCCGGGGAACUGGAACCCACGGCCUCCUCGAGUGGGAGAGGCCCGUCCCGGCCCCGCGGCGGAGUCAGCUGCUGCCUCCGCAGAGGAUGCCAGUGUCCAUUUCCUGAAGAACGUAGGAGAAAGCGUGGCAGCCGCGCUCAGCCCCUUGGGCAUCGAGGUGGACAUUGACGUGGAACACGGAGGGAAAAGAAGCCGCCUGACGCCUGUCUCUCCAGAAGGUCCCAGCACGGGGGAGAAGUGCAGCUCUCAGCCAAGCAGCUGCUCCUCCGAUCCCGGCAAACCCGAGGGGAGCGUGGAGGCCGCGGCGCAGUCCCUGGCCGAGCAGGUGGAGAAGCUGGCCCUGGAGGCCCGGGGGCAGCCCGAGGAACUGAUGGAGUCGGGUAACUGUUCCGGAGGGGAUGACGACUGGACUCACCUGUCCUCCAAGGAAGUGGACCCGUCCACAGGUGAACUCCAGUCUCUCCAGAUGCCGGAGUCGGAGAGGCCGAGCUCCCGGGGCCCGUCCCAGGAAGGACCCACGGGGCUGAAGGAAGCUGCGCUGUACCCGCAUCUCCCACCAGAGGCUGACCCCCGGCUGAUCGAGUCGCUCGCGCACAUGCUGUCCAUGGGCUUCUCCGACGAAGGCGGCUGGCUCACCCGGCUCUUGCAGACCAAGGACUACGACAUCGGCGCCGCCCUGGACACCAUCCAGUACUCGAAGCACCCCCCGCCGUUGUGACAGCUCUGCCCACCUGCUCCAGCUUCCUCCUCUCUCGCCUGGUAGUUGUGUUGAGCUAGUGUAGACCAGCAGCUUCCCUAAGGCCAGCUUCUCUGCAUUCUUCUUCUGGAAUCUGGGGCGGGAGGCGUGAAGCCACGUAGGGCAGUAGACAGGCACCGUGAGGGGAGCAGCGUGUGCAGUGACGGGAGGGCGUGUGGGGGCCAUCGGAGAACCAAACCAGCACCGAGGCCACUGCGAUAUCCCACCGGGACCCUGGCCAGGAGACCCUGAGGGUGCUGUGCCAGGCUCCCCUCUUCCCCUCCCCACCGGGACUACACCAGCAGGCCAGAACAAGCUUUCCUAACGGCUACCUGCUUUUUCAUGCUUUUCUACAUGGCUAACAGAAUGCUGACAUUUAGUUGAUUAUCCACUGGAAACCUGCUCUACGCUCUGAUUAGCGCACUGCCAGUGUUUCCCCAGGGCAGAGGGUGGCUCCUUCCCCAGGAGCAAGAGCAGGGGGCAGGGAAGUCGGGAGAGGAUGGCCCCAGGACGGUGGGGUCUGCUUGGGAAUUGAGGCCGCUAAGGGGAAGUCGGAGGUGGUUGUCACAGAGUGCUGCUUCCUUGUUUCAUAACCACUCAAUUCUCUCAUUUCCAAAUGCCAACUGCUUUUAAAUUAGAAAAUCCCUUUGUAGCCAGUUUGUCAUAUUUGUAAACAAACAUCUGUAAUUAAAAUUAAAUUUAAUCAAA
Messenger RNA from Choloepus didactylus (southern two-toed sloth), 2106 nucleotides. It is a transcript of the gene SQSTM1, whose product is annotated as sequestosome 1. The record is from RefSeq and is a predicted model, not a curated record. Bases 40 to 1380 code for a protein of 446 amino acids. Lineage: Eukaryota; Metazoa; Chordata; Mammalia; Pilosa; Megalonychidae. Gene Ontology annotation, molecular function: protein kinase C binding; zinc ion binding; K63-linked polyubiquitin modification-dependent protein binding. Gene Ontology annotation, cellular component: amphisome; aggresome. Gene Ontology annotation, biological process: mitophagy; aggrephagy; endosome organization. The transcript is spliced from 8 exons.